AUGUCCGCGAUCUUCACCACCUCCAUGUCCGCCAAGGCCUCGGCCAAGGUGCAAUUCCGCGCUCGCCCGACGAAGGCGUUCGCGGCGCGCCCGGUGCAGUGCUCCGCGGUGAAGUUCUCCGUGAACGCGGCGGCGAGCCAAGACACGCUCGACAAGGUUCGCGGCAUCAUCUCCGAACAACUCGGCACGGAGCUCGACGCCGUCGCGGCGGACGCCAAGUUCGUCGACUUGGGCGCGGAUUCUCUCGACACCGUCGAAAUCAUGAUGGCGCUCGAAGAGCAAUUCGAAAUCACGCUCGAUGAGGAAGGUGCCGAGAAGAUCGCCACCGUUCAAGAAGCGGCGGACAUGAUCCAAGCGCAAAUCUAA
Messenger RNA from Ostreococcus lucimarinus CCE9901, 366 nucleotides. RefSeq lists its product with no specific name. Gene Ontology annotation, molecular function: acyl carrier activity; phosphopantetheine binding. The transcript is spliced from 3 exons. The record is from RefSeq and is a predicted model, not a curated record. NCBI's taxonomy places the organism in Eukaryota, Viridiplantae, Chlorophyta, Mamiellophyceae, Mamiellales, Bathycoccaceae. The coding region runs from base 1 to 366 and encodes 121 amino acids. Gene Ontology annotation, biological process: fatty acid biosynthetic process.